Pelobates cultripes (western spadefoot toad) is the source of this 639-nucleotide messenger RNA. The record is from the annotation of a GenBank genome assembly. Lineage: Eukaryota; Metazoa; Chordata; Amphibia; Anura; Pelobatidae.
AUGGGAAAAAAAUCCAAACACCAGGGAACCGCAAAACCAGCUGGGGCACGCGACAUUGGGGACCUUCUCCUUCGUCCCGCAAAGGCCUCAAGCCUCACCGCGCCAAAACAAAAUGGCGCCGCGAUCUCGGCCUCCUCCGAGGAACAAGCAAUGGAUGAGCUGGAUGAGUUCCCGGGCUCUGGGGGCUUACACCACCCCUCCUCCGACGAGAAUAGCGAGCAACCCUCCACGAAAGGAGAUAUUAAAGCCCUCCUCCGCAACCUCCGCAUGAUGUUCGCUGCAGAUGUAGCUACACUGCGUAAGGAAAUACAAACUGUGGAGGGGAGAGUCAAGACUAUGGAGGGAAACUCAGAAGACCUAACAGCCCGAUGCACACAGCUGGAAGCCCAAAAUACUGAGCUGCAGCGCAACCAGUCCAGAUCUGCACAGGAGCAGAAAUGUAAAAAUCCGGGGAAUCGUGGAGACAGUGACCCCGAGCGACUUACCACAAUACUCCAGGAGACUAAUUGCUUCCCUACUCACACCACACCAAGCAAACCUUGCCGUGAUCGACGGGGUCUACCUGAGAGCCACCAGAGCCCCAGCACACACCCCAAAGGGAUGUCAUACUACAACUACAAACACGGGCAGCUCAAUUAA